Molecule: messenger RNA, 4170 nt
Organism: Plasmodium adleri (nom. inval.)
Lineage: Eukaryota; Apicomplexa; Aconoidasida; Haemosporida; Plasmodiidae
Product: small ribosomal subunit assembling AARP2 protein
Exons: 1
Coding region: 1-4170 (1389 amino acids)
Biological process (GO): maturation of SSU-rRNA from tricistronic rRNA transcript (SSU-rRNA, 5.8S rRNA, LSU-rRNA); ribosome biogenesis; endonucleolytic cleavage of tricistronic rRNA transcript (SSU-rRNA, 5.8S rRNA, LSU-rRNA)
Cellular component (GO): 90S preribosome; nucleus
Molecular function (GO): U3 snoRNA binding; GTP binding; GTPase activity
Source: RefSeq, a predicted model, not a curated record
AUGGAUGAUAAAAAGAAACAUCACAAGAAAAAGAAAGUAGGUAAGAAGAGCAAAAAAAAAAAAAUUAACAAAAAUGGAAACAAUAAGAAAUAUCAUAAAGCUUUUGCAUUUAGUGGGGGUAUAAAAAGUGCUCAUAGAAGAAAACAACAUUUAUUUGAAUUAGAAGAGAAAAAGUUAAGAGUACAAAAAAUAUUUAAAGAAGGUAAUAAAAUUAGUCCUUUAAUUGUAGUAAUUCAAGGUGCUAAAGGUGUUGGUAAGAGUACUUUAUUAAAAAGUUUAAUAAAAUAUUAUGUAGGAAUAACAAUAAAUGAUAUUAAAGGACCUAUAUCAAUUUUUACGAAAAAUUUAAAAAGAUAUACAUUUAUUGAAGUUAAUGAUGAUAUAUUACAUAUGAUAGAUGUGGCAAAAAUAGCUGAUAUAUGUAUACUUGUUAUUGAUGGAAGUUUUGGAAUUGAAUUAGAAACUCUUGAAUUUUUAAAUAUUUUAUAUACUCAUGGAUUACCUAAAGUUUUAGGUGUUGUCACUCAUUUAGAUAAAUUUAAAGAUAGUAAAAGCAUACGAAAAAGAAAAAAAAAACUAAAUAAAAGAUACUCAGAAGAAUUAGUAGAAGGAUCUAAACUAUUUUUUCUAAGCGGUAUACAAAAUAAUAGAUAUAAUAAAACAGAAAUAAGAAAUUUAUGUAAAUUCUUAUCAGUUAUUAAAAAACCAAUAAUUUCAUGGAGAGAACAACAUGGAUAUAUAUUAGGAUUAAAAUUGGAUGUAGACGAUCUUUUAAUUAAUAAUCAAAUUGAAUCUCAAAAAAAUAACAUACAAAAUGAACACAUUCAUGGUGAACAUAUUUAUGGUACAAAUUAUGAUGAUGAAGAAAAAGAAAAAAAAAUCAUCAACUUCUUAAAUAAUUGUGAUGAUAAAAUUAAUGUAUCUAUUGAAGGUUAUGUAUAUGGAAGUAAAAUAUAUAAAAAUCAAAAAAUACACAUUCCUAAUAUUGGAGAUGUCGAAAUUAAUAAUAUACAAAUCUUACAGGAUCCUUUUAAAUUAGAUGAACAAAAAAAAAACCCAAAUAUUUAUGCUCCCAUGUCAGAUGUAGGAAAUCUAACAUUUGAUUUUGAUAAUAUGUAUAUUCAUAUACCAAAGAAUAAAGUCAAUUUUACUAGUGACGAACUAUUGUUGCCUGACCAAGGAGAUAGAACCGUUUCGAGGGAUCAAAUGAAAGAAAAGGAAGAUGAUACGGUUCAAGAUAAUGAUGAUAUAGAUGUAGAUGGAGAUGUAGAUGUAGAUGUAGAUGGAGAUGUAGAUGAUGAUGAUGUAGGUGAUGAUGAUGAUGAUGACGAUGAUGAUGAUGACGACGACGAUGAUGAUGACGACGAUGAAGAUGACGAUGAUGAUGAGAACCACAAUAAAGACAAAUCCUCUAGUCAUAAUAACCAAAAUAAUGAUAAAGAAAAAUACAUUACAGAUAGCAUAAAAAUGAUAAGGGAAUUACAAAAAUCGAAUGGUGUUUUUUCAAAACAACAAAAAGAGAAUUUGAUGCUUUUUAAUGAAACGAAUGAAAAUAAGAACCCAUCCAAUAUAAGAAGAAAAGCCCCAUCUAAUGUGUAUAUAAGUGAAAAACAAAAAAAGAAAAAACAACAAGAUAAUUAUGUGAAUGAAAAGGCAGAAGAAUAUAAUAAAUUGGAAUCAAUUCUUUAUGAAAAAAAAAAUAAUGACGAUGAAUAUUAUUGUGCAAAUAAUGUAAUCCUCUCUUCUGAUGAUGAAAAAGAGGAAAACGAUGCUUCAUUUAGAGAGUUUUAUAGAAAGUAUGGAUUAAAAGGUGAUAUGUCUGAUGAGGGUGGAAAUGAUGAUAUAAAUAUGUAUAAUGGUCAAGAAAACGAGGAGAAAUUAAAAGAUACCUAUGAUAAGCUCCUUGAUGGGGGAGAAGACGAAGAUGACUAUGAUGAUGAAGAAAAUGAUGAUAAAGAAAAUGGUGAUGAAGAUGAUGAAAGUGAUGAUGAUGAUGAAAGUGAUGAUGAUGAUCAAAAUGAUGAUGAUGAUGAAAGUGAUGAUGAUGAUCAAAAUGAUGAUGAUGAUGAAAGUGAUGAUGAUGAUCAAAAUGAUGAUGAUAAUAAUAAUAGUAAAGAAUUAAAAAAUAAAAAUACCUUGGAUCAUAACAAAAACAAAAUGAAUCAUAUGCAAGCACACGACAUAGCAGACAUUUUAUCAUUUGAUAACAAAAUUAGUGUGGACACCUUUAUAUACGACUUUAGCUACAUUAAGAGAAAAAAUAAUUUACUAUAUUUUAGAGGGGAUGUUAUAAAUGUAAUAAAAAGAGAAGAAAGAAAAUUAGAGCCGUCACCCCAUUUGAAAGAAUAUGAAGAAUCGUUUUAUUUUUUAAAAAAUAUAUUAAGCACAGAUAUUGUUGAAAAUAAUAAAUGUGAAUAUUACAGUUACAUGAACGAAGAGAAUUAUUAUUAUGAUGAGUUAGAUACAUUUAGGGGUGAUGAGGAAGACGUUUUUAUUUUUAAUAAUCUAUCUAUAUCUAUAUAUGAUAUAGUAGAUAGCGAUGUAGUGGAUAAUUUCUUUUCACGUUAUGAUAGUGUGUAUAGGAUGUUUUUUAAGAAUCGCAAGAGAGGAGAUAUGGAUGUAAACGACGAAGGAGAUGAUAACAACAGUGAUAAUAACAGUGAUAAUAACAGUGAUAAUAACAGUGAUAAUAACAGUGAUAAUAACAGUGAUAAUAACAGUGAUAACAAUAGAAGUGAUAACAAUAGCAGUGAUGAUAAUAACAACAGUGAUGAUAACAACAACAGUAGUGAUAAUAAUAACAAUAGUAGUGAUAAUAAUAACAACAGUGAUAAUAUCCACAACAGUGAUGAUAAUAAUAACAAUUUGAAAGGUAAGGGUAUAGGUAACACAUUGAAUGAACCGGAUAUAAAAGAAAACUUAAAAAAGUUAAAGGAAGAAAAAUUGAUUGAAAAAGAAAAAUUUAAAGAAACUGAAAAGAUCGGUGUUUUAAAUAAUGGAUAUGGUUCAUCUGUAAAUAUAGGAGAAUAUGUACGUAUUGAAAUUAAUAUAGAAAAAAAAAAGUUAGCUAUAUUAAAAAAUAAUUUAAUAAUAUGUGGUGGUAUACAAACAUAUGAAGAAAAAGAUUCACUAAUACAUUGUAGAAUAAAAAAGCAUAGAUGGUUUCCAAAAUUAUUAAGAUCUAAUGAUCCAUUAAUAUUUUCAGUAGGUUGGAGAAGAUAUCAAAGUAUACCUAUAUAUUCAAUAAGUGAAAGAAAUAAUGUAAGAUUAAGAUAUUUAAAAUAUACUACUGAACACAUGCAUUGUAAUUGUACUUUUUUUGGACCAUUAGCUAGUGUAAAUAGUGGUAUCUUAGCAUUAUAUAAUUAUAAAAAGGUUCCAUUUUAUCGUAUAUGUAUUAAUGGUUUAAUAAUAGAAACAAAUAAUAAUUUAAAUAUUAUGAAGAAAUUAAAAUUAAUAGGAGAACCAUAUAAAAUAUUUAAAAAUACAGCAUUUGUAAAAAAUAUGUUUAAUUCUGAUUUAGAAGUUUGUAAAUUUCUUAAUUGCCCUGUUGUUACACCCAGUGGUAUUAAAGGUUUAAUAAAAAAUAAAAUAAAUAAUAAUGGUGAUUUCAGAUGUACUUUUUCAGAUAAAAUUAGAAUGAGUGAUAUUGUUAUAUUAAAAUUAUAUGUAAAUGUAAAAAUAAAGAAAUUUUAUUAUUUCGAUAUUGAAAAUAAAAUUAAAUCUAUUAAUGAAUUAAGAUAUAUUUAUAAUAUUUAUGUUAAUCAUAAUAAUAAUUAUAGAUCUAUCCCAUUCAGACAUUUUUAUCAUACAAAAAUUCAAAUCAAAUCAAAAUUAAUAAAAGAUUUACCUUUCAAAUCCAAACCAAAAUUAUUUAAAAAAUUACAAAAUCAUUCAAAUAUAAACAACAAACAACAAUCUACUCUUAUUAAUAAGAAAAAUAAAAAAACAGAUCAAAUUAAUUUUAAUGCUCUACCUAAUCCUAAACUUGCAGCCAAAUGGUAUCAAAUGCUACAUACAAUUAAAAAAAAUAUAAUAGAUCAAAAAAAACAAAAAUCACAAUUAUCAUAUCACAAAAAAUUAAAGGAAAAAUUAAAAAUACAACAAACCAAGAGUAAAGUUGUAAAAGAAAGGAAAAAAAUAUCAUACAAAAAGGGUAGAAAAAUAUAA